Pseudogymnoascus verrucosus is the source of this 2567-nucleotide messenger RNA. RefSeq lists its product as uncharacterized. The record is from RefSeq and is a predicted model, not a curated record. Gene Ontology annotation, biological process: long-chain fatty acid metabolic process. The transcript is spliced from 3 exons. Gene Ontology annotation, cellular component: endoplasmic reticulum; membrane. Lineage: Eukaryota; Fungi; Ascomycota; Leotiomycetes; Thelebolales; Thelebolaceae. The coding region runs from base 245 to 2377 and encodes 710 amino acids. Gene Ontology annotation, molecular function: long-chain fatty acid-CoA ligase activity.
GGUGGAGGAAGAAAGGGUUUCUUAGGAUCAGAUGCCAACGGAGAGAGGUCUACUCUUUCCAUAUACCAUCUCAUCUCCUCUCCUAUCUUGCACAUAUCCCCCUCCCUCCUCCUUUUUCGAAUACGCUCUCUCGAUUCCCUCCUUUUGUGUUUCUUCUUCUUUGUCGAACCCUGUCUCACUUUUUUCUGGCAUUGCGAGUUCCUGCGAUACAACUUAGCCUUUACUCCCCAACCAAACCACCACAAUGCCGUCCGCCUUCACCCUCACCAAAGACCAGGAUGCCAACUACAAGCAGCUGGCCUCCCCCCCACCAGGCCUGAAGCCCUACUCCGUCGCCAUCCCCGGCACCGCCGUCGAAGGCCGCAGCGCCGUGUACCGGCACUGGCGCUUCCAAAACGGCCCCCUCUUCUCGACCAUCGACCCGUCGCUCCACACCGCGCACGACGUCUUCGAGGCCUCGGCCAAGAAGUACGGCAGCCGCAACUGUCUGGGGCAGCGCGGCUACGACGCCGCAAAGAAGACGUGGGGCAAGUAUACGUGGGAGACGUACGCGCAGGUUGCCGAGAGGCGUCGCAACUUCGGCGCUGGGGUUGUCGAGCUGCACAAGGGAGUUGGGAUUACGGGGGACAGGUAUGGUGUUGGGCUGUGGUGCCAAAACAGGCCGGAGUGGCAGAUUGCGGAUCUGGGGUGCAUGUCGCAGUCCCUCUUCACCGUGUCGAUCUACGAUACCCUCGGACCGGAGACGACGGAGUAUAUCAUCAACCAUGCCGGUCUGGCCUGCGUGGUUACCAGCUUGCCGCAUAUCCCGCUGCUGCUGAAGCUCGCGCCGAGAGUGCCGUCCAUGAAGCUGAUUAUCUGCCUGGACCCGCUCACUGGUUCGGAGAAGCCGGGUAACUCCAUGGGCGAGCUGCUCAACACCCUCGGGAAGGAGGUCGGUGUUGCUAUCCACUACAUCCGCGAUGUCGAGGAGCUUGGUGCCAAGUCAUCUAUCCCGAUGAACCCACCCAAGCCUGACGAUAUCAUCACCAUCAACUACACCUCCGGCACGACCGGCAACCCUAAGGGUGUCGUCCUCACCCAGGCUAACGCCCUGGCCGCCGUCUCGACCGGCAGGUUCGUGUCUCACGGCACUCCCAAGGACGUCGUCAUGUCCUACCUCCCGCUCGCGCACAUCUACGAGCGCGUCACCGAGGGCGGUGCCCUGCUCUGCGGCUCUUCUAUCGGGUACUUCCGCGGCGACAUCCUCGGCCUGGUUGACGACAUGAAAGUGCUCAAGCCCACUGGCUUCGUGUCCGUGCCUCGCCUGUACAACCGCUUCGGUGGUGCUAUCCGCUCUCAGGCUCUCGAGGCUGAGGGUCUCAAGGGCGUCAUGGGCCGCCACGUCGUUAAUACUAAGCUGGCGAAUCUGCGCAAGCCCGAGGGCGAGGCUACCGUCUUCCACGCCGUCUACGAUCGCCUGUACACCCCCAAGCUGCGCUCGGCUUUCGGUCUGCAGAACUCCAACCGCAUGGUCUCUGGUUCCGCGCCUAUCGACCCCCAGCUCCACACGCUCCUGCGCGCGGCGUUCGGAAACCCAAUCAAGCAGGGUUACGGCAUGACGGAGACAUACGCCAUCGGCUCGUGCCAGGAUGACUCCGACACCUCGACCGGCAACUCCGGCGGUGUCCUCCCCUCCGUGGAAGUCUGCCUCUCCUCCGUCCCCGACAUGGAGUACCUCGUGACUGACAAGCCCAACCCCCGCGGCGAGCUCCUCGUCAAGACCACCGCCCUCUUCCGCGAGUACUACCGCGACCCCGCCGAGACGGCCAAGGCCAUGACCUCGGACGGCUGGUUCAAGACCGGCGACAUCGCCGAGAUCGACAGCCGCGGCCGCAUCAAGAUCGUCGACCGCGUCAAGAACCUCCUCAAGCUCGCACAGGGCGAGUACGUCUCCCCCGAGCGCCUCGAGAACGUGUAUCUCGCCAACACGAACCUGGCCAACAUCGCGUUCGUGCAUGGUGAUAGCACCGAGGCGUUCUUGGUGUCGGUGUUCAGCGUGGAUCCGGUGGCGUUUGCGCCGUUCGCGGGAGCAAUCUUGAAGAAGACUAUUGAUCCGCUUGAUGCGGAUGCGGUCAGGGAGGCGUGUAAGGAUCAGAGGGUUAAUAAGGCGUUCUUGGCCGAGCUGGAGAAGAUUGGGAAGAAGGCGAAGUUUAAUAACUGGGAGAGGGUUAGGAAGGUGCAUUUGGCGCUUGAGCCGUUCUCGAUUGAUAAUGAGACUUUGACGCCUACUCUUAAGAUGAAGAGACCGAAGGCUGUCAAGAUGUUCAGGGAUGAGCUGGACAGGAUGUACGCCGAGGCCCUGGAGGAGGAGAAGUCCAAGAGCAAGCCGAGAUUGUAGAGCUGCAGCUCAUGUGGAGGUUCUUCAGAAGGAGGGGUUGUAAAUUGGAAGGGUGCUGGUACAUACUAUUGCUUGUAGGCGCGCGUGCUGGCGAUCUUGAUGCAUAGAGACGAGCUGUACAUUGAUGCCAUUUUGUUAGAUUAGAACGUUAUUCUGCUAUAUAUUGUACAGAAGAUGAGGUAUAUACCUG